AUGGCACCGCUGAAGAACCUGGCAUACAAGACGGUGCGUGGCGGGGCAUGGGGAAAAACCUCCUCGCGUCUCAUUAUCACCCAUGGACUACUUGGAAGCAGCUCCAACUGGGCGACGGUGUCACGUCAUCUGGCGGACCACGACCUCCUACGUUCCAAGCUACACGAGAUUAACAUGCUUGACAUGCGUAAUCACGGCGGCAGUCCCCACGUCUCACCGCACACAAACGCCGUGCUGGCAUCCGAUAUCGAGGUGUUCGCCCUGCAGCAACAGGGAGUUCAUCCGGCCCAUGAUGAUGGGGGCAUAGUGUUGAUCGGCCACAGUAUGGGGGGCCUGGCGACGAUGGCAGCCCUACUUCGCCGCGAAAACGAGCCUUCGCUGCUGUUGCCAAGUCCUGAGGAACUUCAGAUGCGCUUUACCCGUGGGGAUUACUACGGAUGGAAAGACGAGCAAGGCUUUGCUCAGGAAAUGCGUGUUGUCAACGAGUGUAUGGGCUUCCCUGCUCAUCAACCACUGGAUGUUUUCUCCAGCUGUAGAAAAAGUCCUUCCGCUGAAACAUCGCCACGUCAUUCGUCGGGGCAACAGCAAAAACGGGCUCUGCGUGUCAAGGCUGCCGUCAUUGUGGAUAUUACUCCGAUGAACCGUAUUGGAUCCACAGAUAGCAACUCACAACGUGUGGCCGCGACGCUUGAUGCGAUUGCGAGGGCUGAUUUAUCACGCAUGUGUAACUUUACUGAAGGCCAAAAGGAACUUGAACGGGCUGGUGUGCGUGAAGAGGCUAUGCGGGCCUUUCUCCUAACGAACCUGGUUCUGGACCACAAGACAGGAAAGUCGAGAUGGCGCUGCAAUAUGCCGGUACUUCGUGCCGAUUACGGUCAGUUGGGGUUAGGCCUGCUUGACUGGUACCUUAACGCCCCUGUUGAGGGUCGCAGUUCUGAUAACAGAAUGGUAGCCCCGGCCCGAUGCGCCCUUCCAACGCUUUUUGUAUUUGGAACGCAGUCGCCGUAUAACCGCGAAGAGGACCGUCAUUUACUUGAUCGCUUCUUCUCAAAUGUGACGCAAGCGGAGGUGCAAGGUGGUCACUUUGUCCACUAUGAAAAUAUUAAAGGGUUCGUUGAUACUGUGGCGCCCUUUCUUGCGGAGCACCUUUGA
Trypanosoma conorhini is the source of this 1152-nucleotide messenger RNA. Its product is annotated as abhydrolase domain-containing protein 11. NCBI's taxonomy places the organism in Eukaryota, Euglenozoa, Kinetoplastea, Trypanosomatida, Trypanosomatidae. The record is from RefSeq and is a predicted model, not a curated record. The transcript has a single exon. Bases 1 to 1152 code for a protein of 383 amino acids.